AGUGACGUGACGUUUACAAAUUCUUGUUGGUGUGUCGUAAACUGCGAAAAAUUCGCCACGCAGAAUGGGAGACACGCCAGCUUCAGAUUUGGAGUCCAACAAAGGAAGCCCUAAGGCUGAGAAUGACUCUGAACUGGACCGGCGUCCCUUUGGUGGGCUAGAGUUUCAAGUAUCUGAAGUAGUAGGAAGACUAGAAGCCGUAGUGAAUGCUCAAGAUGCGCCCGAAGAGGAGAAAAAGCCGGAACCGCGUAAGAUGAGCUGCGGUUUCUUCGAACCUGAAGAAAGUUCUAUGGAUGAAAUUCUAAAGGUUUUAGAGGACUUGGUGAUAAAGACUGACCCUAAUUCUGAGUGUCUGGAGCCUCCGUUGCUACCUACUGACGCGGUGACUCGCGCGGCGAUUCUUUCACACAGUAUAGCUGCAUUAUUUGGAAGACUGGAGAGGUCUCAUGCUAUGAGACUAGGAGCUCAUAUUGCGAGUGAAACCACUCGUUGGAUGGCACAUAUGUUUAGGUUGGUAGACUACAAUGCAUUCUAUCACCAAGACAACAUGGAAGGGCUGGUGAGAGUCACAAGGAUGUUACUUCAUCACAGAUAUCCAAGAUAUUUAGAAGAUGGAGCUCUGGCAUUCAGCAAUCGCCUGCCGUGUAUAUACAGCUGUGUGGCGAGCCCCUUAGUUGUAGUCCAACACUUGUGUAGACAACUCAGUCUGCCGCUGGCUUGUGUGCGACCCGUGCCUGUACAUCCUUCAGGUCGCGGUAUGGACACGGAGGCGUUGGAGCGGCUGUGCGAGGAGGACGUGGCGGCGGAGCGCACGCCGCUGCUGGUGCUGGGCGAGGCGGGCGCGGCGCCGCUCGGCUGCGGCUCGGCGCUGCGCCCGCUGGCCGCGCUGUGCCGCGCGCGCGCCCUGCAUCUGCACCUCCGCGGCCACGCCUUGGCGCUGCCCGCCGCUAUCGCCACACAAGAGACUUACAGUGUACCGGAUUCUGUGGCGCUGACACCUGGGCCAUGGUUUGGAAUACCAGGCCUACCGACUGUUACAUUUUAUAAAAUACCUGAAGCAGUGACUGCAAAUGAUCAUUCCAAGUCUGUUAGUACGGGCGCGGGGCGCGAGGGCGCGCUGGCGGCGCUGGCGGGGCUGUGCGGCGGCGCGCGGCUGCCGGCGCUGGCGCUGUGGGCGAGCAUCCGCGCGGCGGGGGCGCGGCGGCUGGCGCGCGCGCUGCACGCCGCCUUCCGCUCCGCGCACGCCGUGCGCGCGCUGCUCGCCGCCAGGGGGCUGCGCAUACUGAGUGAACGACCCGGCGGUGAUGAACCACCGAAUGUUGACAUUGUUGACGCGAUAAGCCAGGCGUCAGCGUGCGUGGCGUUCCAGUUCGCGCCGGAGGGCGGCGAGGGGGGCGGGGCCGACAAGCCGCCGCCCUACUACGACAAGCUCAACUCCUGGCUGGGGCAGGUGCUGCAGCGGGAGGCAGACAUGAUAACAAUCGAGGUGUGCGAGAGCGAGUCGCACGGCGUGGUGCUGCGCUACUGCCCGCUGGAGGGGCGGGGCGUUGGGGGCGUGUCGGGGGCGGAGGCGGAGGGCGAGGCGCUGGCGGCCUGGGCGGGCGUGCUGGACGCGCAGCUGCAGGUGCUGCACGCCACGGUGGCGCUGCGCGAGCCCUUCCGCCGCCGCCUGCAGCACCACCCCUGUCUGCGCCUCGUGCACGUGCCCGGCUGGGCGGGUCUGGGCGGAGUGCGAUACGUGGGCGAGGGCGGGGGCGAGGGCGCCAGUGCGGAGGAGCUGAACGCGCUCAACCGCCAGCUGGUGGACACGCUGCGCCUCACCGACGGCGCCUUCUCCUGCGGGGACGGAGACGACGGCAUGGACUGCAUCAGGUUCGGCAUGGUGACGGCGGACACGGACGUGGAGGAGCUGCUGGAGCUGGUGGUGGCGGCGGGCAGGGAGGUGGAGGACAGCUCGCGGGCGCUCACUGAUAUGACUGAAGUACUCAAAAAGGGUAUAGAGGAGGCGCAGGCGGAGCUGGAGCGCGACGCGUGGCAGGAGGGGCUGCUGACCACAACUGAAACCAAAGUGUUCUGUGGAGUUCUUAGUCUAUGGUCUGUUAAGUGA
Papilio polytes (common Mormon) is the source of this 2107-nucleotide messenger RNA. RefSeq names its product pyridoxal-dependent decarboxylase domain-containing protein 1. Gene Ontology annotation, cellular component: intracellular membrane-bounded organelle. NCBI's taxonomy places the organism in Eukaryota, Metazoa, Arthropoda, Insecta, Lepidoptera, Papilionidae. The record is from RefSeq and is a predicted model, not a curated record. The transcript has 15 exons. The coding region runs from base 65 to 2107 and encodes 680 amino acids.